Suillus subalutaceus is the source of this 1610-nucleotide messenger RNA. RefSeq lists its product as uncharacterized. The transcript is spliced from 2 exons. Lineage: Eukaryota; Fungi; Basidiomycota; Agaricomycetes; Boletales; Suillaceae. The record is from RefSeq and is a predicted model, not a curated record. The coding region runs from base 237 to 1535 and encodes 432 amino acids.
UUGCCGGCCACUUGCCCGGUCACUUACCAGUGCACAGUCGCUGGUCACACUAGGGACUCUGCACCGAACACCAACCGACGAUUCGAGGCUGUUUGAGUAAAUAUACGACGAGCGCGGACAAUCACUAUCACUAGCCACUGCUGACAAUAUACUCUAUUCCUUUUGAAGACAGGUCCGUAAUUGAAAGCCCUAGCCUCUGACCACUGGUUUUAAUUCCAGUUUCAAGCAGACCGCUGAUGCCGACCGCUACGACGACGACGACAACUGUCUUGACGUCGGACAUGCUGCCUCAUAAACCGUCUAGCAAAGGCUCGUCGUCGACAGAGGCAACGCUACAAUCAUUGUACAACCGUGCAGCGAGAGCAUUCCUUCACCGAGACGUCACUAUCACGUUCACCUUGUUAAGCGCUGCAUUUGCGCUCCUCCCACCUCCCCUUGCGCCCUCACCUGAUCCCCUAGACGUCCACCGGAGAAAGUGGGAUAUCCUUCGCAUCACCCUCGAAACCACCGUCUUCUCGUCUACUCCAGACAUCGCUGAUUUACCACAACCACUCCGAGAAUUCCUACUCUUAUCUCCCCAAUCAUUUAUUUCCACUUUGUAUGCUCGAACUCUUGCAAUAUUUACUCCUUCAUCUCUGUAUCGAAAACCUAGCUCUGCAUUCCUUCCGCACCAAGUCCUCAUCACACUCGUUGCAUCCAGUAUCAAGAUAGAUUGCCCAGGUGUUGGUCGUGAGAUGACGGAGGACUGGCUAUCAAAACGCGGUCAAUAUGACUUCGUACCUUCCACGGGUGAACCAUAUCAUAAAGUUCUAGAACUCUACUGCUUGCACGUCUUGCCUCGUUUGGGCGAGUGGGAGUACGUCAAAGAAUUUCUAUCCUACGAGAAUGAACUCUCGUCUGACAAAAAACGCGAAAUUUAUUUGGCCCUAGAGGCUCAGCAUGCUCACGCGUUGGAGAGUACAAGGCGGGAGACGCCAAAACCCGAGACUCCUCCCUCGCUUACACCGAUGCCUCAACUCCGCUCUCUAUCUCCAGCCUCUUUCUCCUCUUCUCUAUCUACCACAUCUACCCGCACCGCCAUACCAGCAUCCCCCCGUCCAAAACUUACCCGCCAACAAUCCACGUCCUCCACAUCAGCAGUUUCAGACUCCACUGCAACCAGAUCCCCUCGUCACCGCUACAACCAAAGCAAACCCCGAGGAAGCUCAAGUGCCAGUGGCGUUCGCAUCUCCCACGUUCUGCUAACCGACCGCAGCCUCGCGACUGCACAACCCCCAACCUCCCCAGCACUCAUCCGAUCUUAUUUCAACCACUAUUUCACCGCAAACAGAUUGGCCACACUAUCUGUUUUGUUUUUCCUAAUUCCCCUUAUGUCUUUGAUUCUUCGGAGGCGGCGGCGUUUGGAGACACCUGCGGACUUGGUACGGAGGAGAUUAUCGGAAGCCCGUGGCGAUUCGAUUGCGAGACGGUUAUGGAAUGAGUUGGUGAGGGCAGUAUUGGAUACUGUUAGGAUGGGUGGUGGGGGACUUGUAUAACUCAUGGUGCGCCUGCUUAGUAUCAUUCUUCUUAGCCAGACCAAGUAGAAGGGUAUUGGUGUCAGGCCGUAGGCC